This is a messenger RNA of Daktulosphaira vitifoliae (grape phylloxera), 2126 nucleotides long. Its product is annotated as USP6 N-terminal-like protein. The record is from RefSeq and is a predicted model, not a curated record. The transcript has 9 exons. Bases 347 to 1894 code for a protein of 515 amino acids. Lineage: Eukaryota; Metazoa; Arthropoda; Insecta; Hemiptera; Phylloxeridae.
AGUGUAUUAGGUAUAGCGUUGUAUAAACCACGGUUCAGAGAUAUGUGCUAAGAUUAAUAAGUUAGCGGUGCUUUCUGUAGAAAUGUGUGCAGGAAAGUACUUAAGUUAAAUUUCACUGUCCUGGUUAUUUAAUUAAAUUUAUUCUUUAAAGUGGAGAAUUUUUCAUCCAAUAUCUACAGUGUUGUCAUAGAUUUUUAUAUUGAUUUAUCAAUGAUUGGAAUAGACACUAUUGCAUGGCCUACAUUACAGAAAUGCUGACAUCUGUUUUCAUUCUAAAUAGCCAUCUAUAAUUUUUUAUAUUAGAAAAAAAUCUUCAAAACUGCCAUGAAAAGAAUUUUCCAUUGUAAUGAAUGAAGAAGAGCUAGCUGAUAAGGUGUAUGAGGAGAGAGAGCGUAUAGUUGAUUUGUACAAAAAAGGACCUAGUGAUGGGACAAUUGUAGACCCUGCUGAUGAUCCUGCAAUUAAUGAUUACCAUAAACUUGAUAGAUUUGGGUUUAUAUGUGAUGAAUCUAAGCUUAAAAAAGAAGAUCCUCAAGAUAUUAAAAUUGAACGAACAAGGGAACAAAAAUGGUUAAAAAUGAUAAGCAAUUGGGAGAGUAUAUCCCCUGAAAAACUUAAACGUCGAGUUUACAAAGGUAUUCCAAAUGCAUUGCGUGGAAAAGUCUGGGCUAAACUAUUAUGUGUUGAUCAACUCUCAAAUGAUCAAAAGAAUAAGUAUAAACAAUUAUGUAAAUUGGCAUGGGAUCACUCUCCAGAUAUUCGACAAAUUGAUUUAGAUGUAAAUCGAACAUAUCGAGAACAUAUUAAUUUCCGUAAAAGGUAUGACUCGAAGCAACAAGAAUUGUUUAAUAUACUUGCAGCAUAUAGCAUUUAUAACUUGGAUAUUGGUUAUACUCAAGGAAUGUCUCAAAUAGCAGCUCUACUGCUGAUGUAUCUUAGUGAAGAUGAAGCUUUCUGGGCAUUGUCCCAUCUUAUAUCUGAUAAAAAAUAUAAUAUGCAUGGUUUUUUCAUUCCUGGUUUUCCUAAAUUAAUAAGAUUUCAAGAACAUCAUGACAAAAUAAUGAAUAAAUUAUUGCCUAAAUUAAAAAGACAUUUAGAUAGAAAUGGUGUAGAAACUGGUUUGUACACUCUGAAAUGGUUCUUCCAAUGUUUUUUAGAUAGAAUACCAUUUAAAUUAACAUUAAGAAUUUGGGACAUUUUUUUGUUGGAAGGUGAUAAAAUACUAUCAGCUACAGCUUUUUGUUUGCUAAAAUUACAUCGAAAUCAAUUAUAUGCUUUAGGAAUGGAUGAUAUUCUUCAUUUCUUACAAGUGAAAUUGGAACAAAACUAUCAGUUUUCAGCAGAUUACACUAUAGAAAAACUUCAAGAAUGUUUAGUUGAGCUUAAAAAAAACAAGCUUGAUAGUGCAGGUCAGCCAUCUCAAAAUGAACAAUUAAAACGAGAAUUAGGUGUAUUCAAUCCUAAUGACAUUCCCGUUAAAAGAUCUCAAACAAAUGGUAUUAAAAAUAUCAAGCAAGCUCAAAAUUCAGAUCAAGUUUUUAGCUCACCUGAACAGGAUUCAAAAUAUCAAGGUUCUAUUAAUAUUGAAAAAAUCAGUAUGGAUGAUGAAAGUUCUAUUAUUGGUGAUGAGUCAAGACGUUCAUUACUAGAUACUAGUGUUACAUCAGCAGCUACAACAACAGUUUCUCCACAAAAUGAUGAUGCUAUCUCAAAUGUUACAUGCAUGAGCCCACAACAUGAUGUUCUUCGAAUUUAUGUACCAUAUGAAACCCCCCAAAAAAAGUUGCCAACCUCACCUAUUGCUAAUAAACUAACUAUCCAAGUUGUUGAUGAAUCAUCAACUCAUAAUUUAGAAAAAGAUGGUAUCUUUAAGGCAGUUUCCACUGUCAAUUAGUUUUUAAUUAUAAUUAGUAGUAUAUAAAUGGCUGUGAUUGAGUAUUGAUGUGUUUAUUGUAUUUUAAAUUAAAAAUCUUUCAUAUAGUAUUAGCCAUUUUAUGAAUUUUUUUGUAUUCAUCUUACUGUAAUGUAUUAUAUUCCAUUCCUAUAAUUUUUAACAUUUAUUAGUGCAUUGAUGGUAGUGUUGUAUCGUUGACUAUCUACUGUUAUAACAUACAUAUACAUGUUAU